Messenger RNA from Paramecium octaurelia, 2688 nucleotides. Lineage: Eukaryota; Ciliophora; Oligohymenophorea; Peniculida; Parameciidae. The record is from the annotation of a GenBank genome assembly.
AUGGGCCCUAGAAAUUCUAAGGAUAAUAAAAUAUCUUAGGAAGGAACAACCACAUAACACUCAACUCCUAAUAGUAAAACUGUUUUCAUCUAUAAAGCUAGCAAUAGAGCCGAUAUUUCAGUUGAAAAUAAAAAAUCCAAUCCUACACAGUUCAAAAAAAGUACUAACAAUAAUUAUUCCUCAGUUAUUUCAUUAAUAAGGAAAACCAACUAUAACAUGGCCUUAAAACAAUUGGAAAUUAUGGAGGAUCAGCAUUCUGAAUCUCCUGAUUUUCAUUAUUGGAAGGGUAACCUCUUAAAAUUACUUUCAGGUUUGGCACAUCUAGGAUUAAAUGAUCUACAAAAAGCCUAAGAAUGUUGUGAAUAAGCAAUUAAAUAUGAUCCAAAUCACAAACUUGCCUUGGCAGAAAUAGGUUAAAAAGAGAUUUAACUCUUUUAGGGAAUAUUUAUAUAUUGGCUCAAAAAUACGAAGAGGCUCAUUAAGUAUUCACAGAACUCUUGAAAAUAGACCAGAAGUCCUUUGAGGCCCAUUUGGGACUAGGCUUUAUUCGAACACAAAUCAAUGACUUUAAGACCGCAUAAGAGCAUUACGAGUUUGCUUUAAAUUGUGGUGUAGAGGAGAAAAUAACCUCUCUGAAUUAUGGUACAAUGUUAAUAAAGUAUUUCUAGGCCACAUGUUGUUUAAAUAAAAAAACUAUGACAUGGCCUUGAAAUUUUAUACAAAAUCAUUAGCCAUUGAUAAAGAAUAUCUGAGUGCCUUUAAAGCUAUUGGAAACUUAUAUUAUUAAUAAAAAAAGUUCAAUGAAUUACUAGAAUUCUGUGAAUAGAAUAGCAGCAACUCAUCUUGGAAUAUUCAUGUAUUAUAACUAAAAAGUAUAAUGAAACUCCUAAUUCAAUAGGUUAAGCCUACUUUGGAUUAGAACAGUAUGAUAAAGCACAACAAAUAUGUGAGUUGAUUUUAAUGGAGGAUAAAAAUAAUCUUGAAGCUCUCUAUAAUAUAUCAAAAUGUCUCAAAGCAUAAGGCAAAUAUUCGUAAGCUCUAAAUUGCUUAGAGAAAGUUCUCUUACUUUCUCCAAAAAAUAAAAAACUGUUAAAUUUUAAAGCAAAUCUCUUAAUAUCCUUAUAACGCUUCCAACAAGCAUUACAAACUUGUGAUGAACUAUUUUAAUUGGAUGCUGAUGAUUCAUACUCAUUUUAUAUAAGAGGUUUGGUAUAUAUGAAUAUGAGGGCAUUUGGUAAUGCAAUUGAUGAUUUUGAGAAAGCAAUAAAUUUUGAACUUCACCAUACUUUUAAUUAAAAAGUUUAUCAGUCUAAAAGUAUUUAUUCGAUAUUAAAUUUUCAAGUUAAGUGCCAUUUAGAAUUUCAAUAAUUUCAAUAGAUUUAAGAUUGCUACGACUUUCUACUGGCUUUUACUAAUAAUGAUUAAGAUAAAAUCAAAAUUCAUAUUGACAAAGGGUACUAUUAUUUAAUCUCGAAAGAUAAGGAAAAUGCUGAGAUAAAUUUCAAUAAAGCAUUAAAAUACUAACUUAAUCCAUUGGAGACCUAAGUUAAGAUUGCUAAUUGCUUUAGGGACACCAAGUAUUUUAAACAAGCUCUUAUGUUAUAUGAUAAGAUAAUCUAAGCAAAUUCGAAAUUUGUAGAUGCUUAUAUUGAAAAGGCGAUAUUAAUGGAUUUAUAAUAAAAUAACUCUUAAACGAUUCAUUUAUGCAGUAGAGCUAUUGAUCUAUAAAAAACUUAAGCCAAGCCAUAUAUGUUGAGAGGAAAAGCAAACAUCUAAACUCAAUAAUAUGAUGAAGCCUUACAAGACUUUGAGUAAGUAUUAAAACUAGAACCCAAUAAUCAUCAAGCACUUUUUGAAUCUGGCUAGGCUUAAUACAUGUCAAGCAAUUUCGAGAAAGCAUGCGAAAUGUUUGGAAAAGCCCUGGCAAUAGCACCAGAAAUUGAGUAAUAUCAUAUCAAGAGGGCAAUCGCUCUUUCUUUGCAAGAUUUUGAUAAAGAAGCAAUAGAGUAUCUAAAAGAUGCUAUUAAUUAAUUUCCAGAGUUUGAGGAUUGCUAAAAUCUUAUUGAUAGUUUAGAGGCCAAACCUAAACAUGUUAGAGAAUAUGCAAAUGUAUUUGUGUAUCUGAUAGUAAUGUUCUUUGAAAUUGGUGAAUAAUUAUCUAAAUAAGAAUCACUGGUACCGACUAUUGAAGUAGAUUCAAUCAUUUAAUUGAUGAAUCAAAAAAUGAAGGAGAAUUUUCCAAAAAUAUCAAAUUUAUUUGAAAUCGUUCGCUACUUUAUCUUGAAUAAGUUCGAUUGUGAAGUUAAGAUUAGUAAUGAACAAAUUAUAAGAGUUCUAUUGUCUAUAUAUUAAGCCAAGUAUCAUCCUGACAAUGGCACUAAAGUAGUUAUGAUAAUGGAUAUGAUAGAAUUAGGUAAAAAGAUUGCGAGAUUAAAAGAUAGAUAGAUUAGAGCAGGUAUUAAAUUAGAGAAUUAGAGAAUUCAAUCAGAAUUCUUAAAAUUCUUAUCUAAAUCUAAUAAUUCUAUCUUUAUCUCCUCCUCUGCUGGAUUUGCUAUAAAAGAUUCAAUUUAAGUUCUGCUAUUUUUAAUAUUAAACUUUAAUACUAUAAACUCCGAUUUAACAAAUCUCAAGAACUCAAUAUACGGUAAUGUAAAAAAUGGGGUUUUAGAUGCCAUAAAACCUAAAUGA